This is a messenger RNA of Colletotrichum orchidophilum, 1884 nucleotides long. RefSeq lists its product as uncharacterized. The transcript has a single exon. Gene Ontology annotation, cellular component: membrane. The record is from RefSeq and is a predicted model, not a curated record. Lineage: Eukaryota; Fungi; Ascomycota; Sordariomycetes; Glomerellales; Glomerellaceae. The coding region runs from base 1 to 1884 and encodes 627 amino acids. Gene Ontology annotation, molecular function: acyltransferase activity, transferring groups other than amino-acyl groups. Gene Ontology annotation, biological process: polysaccharide biosynthetic process.
AUGCGUUUCACAAAUCCAUUCUCGCAUUCUCCCCGGGACACAUACGAGCGACACUCCCUCAUCGCAGAGCAAGAUGGCCGAGCUUCACCGUCAACAGAGUCACUGGACGAGAUUAUCGACAUUGAGAAGCACGAGUACCCCUUUCUCAUCUCAGUGAGAUCUGCAAGAAACUCAGUAUCGUCGUUCCUCAACGAACACCUCCACCUCGGAGGUGACCUUACCUGGAAAGACCGAUUCCUCACACUAGCCCUUUUGUUGAAGCCUCUUGUAUUUCUCUUCCUCCCGGCGUUCUUCGUCAGCCCUUUCAACUACUUCACAACGAACCCAAGCCAGCGCCCGAAGCCGAGGAAAUUAGGUUCCACGGCGUACCUGGAUGGCCUCCGUGGCGUCGCAGCCUUCGUCGUCUACAUCUUCCACUUCUCCUACCUCUGGUUCCCAGACCUUCGCUGGGGCUACGGCUUCGCCGACCACCAAAUGUUCUGGCAAAUGCCCAUCAUCAGGGCCCUUCACUCCGGACGCGCCAGCGUCACCGUGUUCUUUGUCAUCUCCGGCUUCGUCCUCACUCUCAAGACCCUCACGAUGAUUCACCAGCGCAAGAUGGACCAGGUUCUUAGCGCAUUGGCCGGCUCCGCCUUCCGCCGCCCUUUCCGACUCUACCUCCCCAUUUUUGCUUCGACGUUCAUCAUCGCCCUCCUGGUGUAUGGAGGGGAGUACGUUCGCGAUCCUUCCGGAGCCCCUGUGCCGCCCAGGGGCCCGACUCUCGAUCAGCAGCUACAGCACUGGUUCUGGACCACGGUGGACUUGAUGAACCCGUUCCGGCCCAUUGUCAACCGCGAAAACAUGAAGGGGAGCGAGUACGACGGGCAUCUCUGGACGAUUCCCGUCGAGUUCAAGGGCUCGCUUCUCGUCUUCUUCCUCUUGCUCAUCUUUGCUCGAGCAAAGAGAUGGAUUCACAUGGUCGGUGUCACAGGCACCACCCUCUGGCUGGUUCACAUCGGCGACUGGGACCAAGCUCUCUUCUGUGUAGGACUGCUGCUCGCAGAGCUCUCCAUCGUCCUUCCCAACACGACCCCAGUGACAGAAACGCCCGGACAUGAGCUCCCCAGUUACAGACUGCGAGUCGCGCGGAAGAUCGGUUCAAAGUCGGUUCGCGUCAUCCGCCACGCGGGCACAAUUGCCUUAUUCUUCAUCGGCCUUCACCUCUUCUCCUACCCCGAGUACUACGGCGCAUCCACCCCGGGCUUCAUCACAAUCUCAGAAUGGGUGCCCGACUAUUACAAAGCCAUGGGAGACCGCACCCAACUCUUCUGGAACUCUAUCGGCGCCAUCGUCUUCAUCUUCGCCUUGAUGUACUCUCCGCCCGUAUCCUUCAGCCUCAAGGCCUUGCUCCUUCGGGGUCGCGACAUCCGACUCCCCUGGCACCAGACCACCCCAGACCUCGACGAUGCCGAAAAGGAGGAACUCGCGGCGGCUGCAUCCCCUUCCUCCUCCUUGGAGAACCCGGUGCCAGCAAGAGCAGAGCCCUUCCUCCAGCGCCCAUUCACCACCACCUUUGCUCAGUAUCUGGGACAGAUUUCCUAUUCGCUGUACCUCUGGCACGGAGCCAUCAACCACAUGGUCGGCGUCAGAUGGCUGUCGCCGGCGCAUGCCGCGUUGCAGCUGGCCGGGGACGAGUCCAAGGUCCUCGCGGCCGGCGGCAACGCUGCAGCUGCUGGUGAGAUGGUGAAUAAGGCGUGGGGCGCGUAUGAGCUUGCGUUCUUCUGGGGGUCCCUGGUGAAUACGCUGGCGCUCUUUUGGGCGAGCGAUGUUUUCAACCGGAUAGUGGACGUGAACGCUGUCAAGUUCACUCGCUGGAUUGGUGAGAAGGCUUGGAGGAAGGAUUGA